Molecule: messenger RNA, 2541 nt
Organism: Blastocystis hominis
Lineage: Eukaryota; Bigyra; Opalinata; Blastocystidae
Exons: 4
Coding region: 1-2541 (846 amino acids)
Biological process (GO): DNA replication
Molecular function (GO): nucleotide binding; DNA binding; DNA-directed DNA polymerase activity
Source: RefSeq, a predicted model, not a curated record
AUGGACUAUCUCACACAAUUGCAAGGGAGAGUGAAAGAGUAUCUCUUCGAUGAAUUACCACUCGAGAACUCUCCGAGUAUCGAGAGGGACUUUCGUGCAACAACCGUGUGUCCCUUCUGUCACAAGAAACUGGAUAACGACAAAGUACGACAUCAUGCACAUGUGACAGCAGGGCAGUACAUCUGCACCUGUUGUACCAAAUGCAAUCUCCAACUCUCCUUCAACAAGAAGAACUAUCGUUUACCCGUAUACUUCCACAAUGGAUCGCACUACGACUUCACAUUCAUCAUGAAACUCAUCGCAGCUCAUUCAACCUCUAGUGACUCCUUGGAAGUCAUUCCAACCACUGAGGACAAGGAGAUGCAGAUCGAAUACAAUGGCAUACAAUUCAAGGACUCGUUGAAGCUCAUCAGCAGUCCUCUCAGAUCCAUCGUCGCACAGACACUCGGAGGGAACCUCGAUUUGUACGUGCACACCAAACAACAACUACGCAAGUACUGUGAAUCACGAGGUAAGCAAUGGAAUGACGAGUACAUCGAUCUGUUGACACGGAAGGAACCCAUGUUUUACAGUCUCAUCAAAUCGUACGACACAUUGAACAAUACCACCAUUCCUUCUCGUGAACAAUGCAUUGAUGAUAUGAAGGGAGAAAUGAUGCCCCAAGGCGAAUAUGAUCACAUGGUGAAACUGUGGAAGAUCUUCGAUAUCAAGACAUGGGGUGAGUACUACGAGUUGUACAAUGUACUCGAUGUAACUCUCAUGGCUGAUGCAUUCGAGCACUUCCGAGUUACCACACUGAAGGCAUUCGGUGUUGAUCCGAUGCACUACAUCACAGCACCACAAAUGGCCUAUUCGCUCUUCUUAAAGAGUAGCCUCAUGACCCUCGCAAGGAAAUGGGCUCAGUACAUCAUGCGCAUCAACGCGAAUGAGGGACUUGAGGAGAAACAACUCGUGAAAGUGUUCUUGAAUCGCAUGAGUGAAUUCUAUGAGAGCAAGGGAAUUCGAUUGAUGGAGACAAAUGAGAUCGAUGACUUCAUGCGUCUACUCAAAAACCUUCGAGGAGGCAUCACACAGAUCGUGAAAAGGCAUGCCAAGGUUGACAUUGGGGGAAGCGUUGCUUCCCCGGGCAACGAAGUUGCCCCCAUUGACAACAAGGAGCAAGCAACGUCGUCCCAAGGCAUCUACUACCUGGACGCCAACAACCUGUAUGGUGGAGCCAUGCAUCGAAUGAUGCCUUACGAGAUCAACCGUGAUCCGAAUGAAUGGGUGCAAUCACUCAAUACGUUCGGCAAGUAUGGGUUCUUCAUCGAGUGCGACAUCGAGGCACCAGUGGAACUCCAUGAUAAAUUCAAUGACUUGCCAUUCUUCCCCGUACAGAAGGCGGGCAUGUACUCCGAUGGAAUCAAGAAGUACGCAGCGAAGAACGAUAUUGUGGACAAGGUCAAAGAGGUGAAUACACCGAAACUCAUUUGUGAUCUUGUACCUCGACGCAAAUAUCUCGUACACUACUCUCUGUUGCAAUUGGGUCUUCAACAGGGUUAUCACGUCACGCACAUCCACCGCAUCAUCCGUUUCAAACAAGCACCCUUCAUCUUCGAAUACGUCAAUAUGCUGAGUGAGAAACGAGCCAAGUCCAAGACCACUGUGGAGAAGAACCUGUACAAGCUGUUGGCAAACUCGACCUAUGGCAAAUUCGUGGAGACUGGACUGAAACGAAUGAAGGUGAAGUUCGCUAGCACGUGGAAUGAACGUGAGGCUAUCAUUCAGAAGCACGGAUAUGAUAUGAUCGCAGGAACCACCAUGUAUUCCGAGAAUCUGAUCGGUAUCAAGCUGAACACACCGGUGCGCAGGGUGGAGAAGCCGUUCUUCAUCGGGUUCGCCAUUCUCGACAUGUCCAAACACAUCAUCUACGAUUUCUACUACAACGUGCUCAAGAACACAUUCGACACCGUGGAGUUGUUGGGACAGGACACGGAUUCGCUCAUCGUGCAACUGCACGAUCGCGCUAACAUCGUUCACAAGAUGUGUGACAUGUACAAAUCAUUCGACUUCUCGGAAUUGGAUAAUACGAGCUACUUCUACGGACAACUCGUGAACUACUACGAGCAUGAAGUGGACAAGAGAAAGUUCCCUUCAUUGGAAUCAUUCCUCAAUUUCAACAAGAAGUUGCCGGGACCCAUAUUCAAGGAUGAGCAUAACGGGCAUCGCAUCACUGAAUUCGUGGGACUUAGACCAAAGAUGUACUGUUUGAUUGACGAGAAGCAUGUAGUGCAUAACGCAGCGAAGGGAGUUCCUCGCAACGUCGUGAUCGAUGGAGAGAGGAUGAGUGUGAAGAACAUCGAACUGUACAAGCGCGUCCUCGAGGCAGAGAAGAAGGAAGAUGCAGUGAUCGAAGGCAGUUUCAAGCGUAUCAACAACCAGGCCUUCAACAUCAGCACGAAGGAGCAGACCAAGACACUUAUGACUUGCACAGACAACAAACGUUGGAUCUUGGACGACAAUGUGCACACACUGGCAUUCGGGCAUUAUAAACUGAAGUAA